This is a messenger RNA of Acaulospora colombiana, 2109 nucleotides long. Lineage: Eukaryota; Fungi; Glomeromycota; Glomeromycetes; Diversisporales; Acaulosporaceae. The record is from the annotation of a GenBank genome assembly.
AUGGCCACCGAAAAAAGUUCGAGAUUAGUGGUUUUUUACGCAUCACAAACCGGGAAUGCUGAAUGGAUAGCGAAAAAUGUUCAUCAGGAAGCAUUAAAACGCGGGUUCUCCAGCGAAUGCUUCGUCUUAGACGAACACGAUCAAGUCGACCUUUCCAAGGAAAAGCUUUUGAUUUUUGUCGUUUCCAAUACGGGAGACGGCGAUCCGCCGGAUAACGCGACGAAGUUCUUCAGAUUUCUAAGAAAGAACAAAUCAAAGACUUUUCUGAGUCUCGGGGAUACAAAUUACUCGAAUUUUAAUAACACUGCAAAACGAUUGGAAAAGAAAUUAUUGGAAUUAGGGGCUUCACCUUUUUAUGGCAAAGGCUUGGCCGAUGACGCGGCAGGUCUUGAAACGGUCGUGGAUCCUUGGAUCGAAAAUUUGUGGACCGCUCUGGCUGACGUUUGUGUUCAAGUGCGGAAGGAUGAUAUCGAUGUAGAAGAGAUUACCGGUUCAGUCAAAACGCUUUCAGUCGCAGGCACCACCCAAAUAGCACAGGAAUCAUUGGAAAUUCAUGCUACUAAUGGAAAAUCAAACGAUAAUUCCGAUUUAAAAAAUCAUGAUUUACCAAGGGAUCUGAGGGGCAAUAAAGUUGUGCUAGAUUUCUCGGAACUUGAUGAGACUUCACAGCUUACAGCCUUAUCUCGUGUUCCAGUCGCAUGUUGUAGGAUUGUUAAGUUAGAAAAGGAAAACUUUAUUCCGUGGUCGUCUUUUCCUUCGUUUAUAGUUACACCGACACCAAUUAUUAAUUCAAGAUUGGAUUCUGUGCGUUGUCUGACUCAGCCGGACUCUAUUAGAAAGACACUUCACAUGGAAUUAGAAAUCAAGGAACAUGGAAAAGAGAUUGUGUUUUCCCCCGGGGAUGCCUUUGGAAUAUUGGCGCCCAACGAUGAAGUAUUAGUUAAGGAUGUAUUGGUCGCCUUAAGAAUAGAUGAAAAUGAAGCCAAACAAGAAAUAUCUAUUGAACCUGUCGAAGGAUCCGAACUUCCAACACAUUUGAAGCAAGCUAAAUCUACAUCCGUGAUUGAGCUAUUACGUUAUGCUGUUGACCUAACCUCCUUGCCACGUAAGGCAUUAUUGAGAAUGAUGGCCGAAUAUGCUUCUGACAAACUAGAAAAAAGGAAUUUGCUUUUCUUGUGCAGCAAGCAAGGCGCUCAACAGUUUAACCGAUUGCGCGAGCAAGUUCCUACGGUCCUCGAUUUAUUGGCAACUUUUCCUUCGUGCAAGCCUCCAAUUGAACGACUUCUUGAUACGCUUCCACCGCACCGACCGCGGUAUUACUCGAUUGUCAAUUCACCGCUUUCAAAUAGCAACACUCUUCAUUUUGCCUUCAAUGUCAUAGACUACCAUACUCCGGAUCCCUAUAACGUUCGCAAACUUGGAGUGUGCACUUCAUGGUUAAACAAACUGAGCGGUGACACAACGAAACAGAUGAGAACCCUUAUAUCACAAAAAAUAGACAUUCCCAUUUUCAUAGAGAUGAACACGCGAGGGUUUACCGUCCCACCGGACAUUUCCAAACCCUUGAUUAUGAUCGGCCCUGGUACAGGGGUCGCUCCUUUCGUCGGUUUUCUACAACAUCGAGAAUUUCAGAUAAAAGACCUUUUGAAACGUGAUGUAAUAAUAGGUGAAAUGUGGUUGUUCUAUGGAUGUAGAGAAAAGGAAAAGGACUUUCUGUAUCGUCAGGAGCUUGAAGGAUUUUUAGAACGAGGAAUAUUGAAAAAAUUAUUGGUUGCAGAAAGUCGGGCACCUGGUGCCGGUUUGGGUGGAAAUCCAAAGUAUGUCCAAGAUCUUUUGAGGAGUUUCGGACGUGAAAUUUACGAAUUGUUGAGUCGAAGAGAAGCGAUGAUUUUUGUAUGCGGAGAUGCAAAGGGUAUGGCCAAGGAUGUCAAUGAGUCGUUGACUGAAGUUCUUGUAGAACACGGACAGAUGGAACGAUCUGACGCUUCGAAAUUAUUGACAAGAUGGCUGGAAGAAAAACGAUACUUGCGAGACUUGACGUUAGAUGGCUCGAUGUCGGUGAACCUUCAACACGUGCCCAGCAUCCAACCUUCGAGUCCCAUCCGAUGA